CGUGUCCACCCCUCCUCCACCCUGGCAGGGGAGGUGGCCGUCCCUUACUUCAUGGGGCACGUCACCGACUGGGUGGCCAGCGAGGACGAGGUGGCGGCCGCCUGGUCCAUGGCCGUGCUGGGGCUCAGCAGCGCUGUCACCGAAUUCGCCUGUGACGUCACGUACACAGGGACAUUGAGCCGGGUGUUGGGACGUCUCCAGCGGCGUGUCUUCGCCGCCGUCCUACGAUGGGAUGUCACCUCCCUGCAGGCGAUGGGGACUGGGGCAGUGACGGCGAGGGUGACAGGGGACGUGGAGGCCACCCACUCGGCGGUAGCUGAGGUGCUCAACAUCUUGCUGUGGUACCUGGCACGGGGCGUUUGUCUCCUGGUCACCAUGGCAUGGUUGUCACCCCGCCUGGCCUUUGUCACCCUCCUGUCACUGCCCGUCCUCCUACUGCUGCCCCGGGGCAUCAGCAAGAUCCAGCAGGGGUUGUCACGGCAGGUGCAGGAGGGGCUGGCGGGCGCCACCAAGGUGGCAGUGGAGACUUUCCAGGCCAUGGCCACCGUCCGCAGCUUCGCUCAUGAGGCCGGGGCGGCCGAGCAGUACCACCAGCGCCUGCGUCAUGUCUAUCGGCUGGAGAGGAAGGGGGCGGCCAUCUACGCGGCCACCAUCUGGGCCAGCGGGUUCUCGGCGCUGGCCCUGAAGUUGGGGCUCCUCUGCUACGGGGCACAGCUGGUGGCCACAGGGACCAUCACCACCGGGGACCUUGUCACCUUCCUCAUCUACCAGAUGCAGUUCACUGAGGCCUUGGAGGUCCUCCUCAGACACUACCCCAACCUGACCAAGGCCGUGGGCUCCUCAGAGAAGAUCUUUGAGUUCCUGGACCAGGAGGAGCAUUUGGCACCCACGGCGAAGCCGGAACACAAUAUCGUGCAGGGCCACCUCCAGCUUGAGGAUGUCUGGUUCUCCUACCCCGAGCACCAAGAGCCCAUCCUCAAGGGCGUGUCCCUGGAGCUGCGGCCCGGGGAGGUGCUGGCGGUGGUGGCCCCCCCGGGGGCAGGGAAGAGCACCCUGGUGUCCCUGGUCCUGUGCCUGCGCCCGCCGGGGGCCGGGCGGGUGCUGCUGGACGGUCACCCCCUCCCUGCCUGCCAGCACCCCUACCAGCGCUGCCAGGUGGCCGUCGUCCCCCAGCAGCCGGUGCUCUUCUCCCGCUCGCUCCACGCCAACAUCGCCUACGGACCGGGGAGCUGGAGCCGGGCAGAGGUGACGGUGGCAGCCCGCCGGGCGGGUGCCCACACCUUCAUCACCCGCCUGCCCCUGGGCUAUGACACAGAGGUGGGAGAGCUGGGGGGGCAGCUUUCCGGGGGACAGCGGCAGGCGGUGGCCAUCGCUCGUGCCCUGGUGAGGGACCCCGUUGUCCUCGUCCUCGAUGAGCCCACCAGCGCCCUGGACAGCGAGAGCCGGCUGCAGGUGGAGCAGGAGAUCUUCGGAGCCGCAGGGGCCGGGCGCGCGGUGCUGCUGGUGACAGGGCAGGUGGCCCUGGCCAUGCGGGCGCAGCGGGUGGCCGUGCUGGAGGGGGGGCGACUGCACGAGCUGCAGUCCCCCAAGGAGCUCCUGCGCCCCGGCAGCCGCUACUGGUGCCUGCUGCAGGGCGGGGGGCAAGGGGGGACAGCGGGGGACGGGGACACAGGGAAGGAGGGGGACGGACGGCAGGAGCUGGGGAUGGGGACACCAAGGGAGAUCCCCUCGGUGACACCGCGCUUGGCCACCCGCAACCAGACAUCCUUCCGUGUGACCUGGCCACGUCCCCUCGUGUCGGUGGACGGCUACCAGGUGGCCCUCAUCCCCCUGGAUGAGCCGGCGGCGAUGACCACCCAUGAGCUGCCCGGCUCUGCUGUCACCUUCGAGGUGACGGGGCUGGCACCGGGCCAUGCCUUCGAGCUCUUCAUCCAGGCUCAACGGCAGCAGCACCUCGGGGCGCCCAGCACCCUGCGCAUCCGCACCCGGUUCCCUGGGGUCCCCGGCAUCACCAGUGGCCCCAGCAUCACCAUCAGCCAGAGGGUCUCCGGCAUCCCCAAGGUCCCCAGUGUCACCAGCAUCCCCGGGGUCACCAGGGUCCCUGGGAUCACCGGCAUCACCAGUGUCACCGGAUGCAUCCUUGGGGUCAUCAGGGUCUUUGGGGUCACCGGCAUCCCCAGCAUCUCCAAGGUUUCCAGCGUCCCCAGUAUCUCGAGGGUACCCAGGGUCCCCAGCAUCGCCGAAGUCCCCAGUGUCACCAGGGUCCCCAGUGUCACCAGCGUCCCCAGAAUUCCCGGGUUCACCAGUGUCCCCAAGAUCCCCAGAGGCACCAGCAUCCCCAAUGUCCCCAAGAUCACCUGCAUCUCCACGGUCCCCAGCAUCACCACAGUCCCCUGUGUCACCUCCAUCUCCAUGGUCCCCGGUGUCCCCAGCAUCCCCACUGUCCCCAGUGCUCCCGGGUGGCCCAUCUCUGCAUGA
Molecule: messenger RNA, 2478 nt
Organism: Haliaeetus leucocephalus (bald eagle)
Lineage: Eukaryota; Metazoa; Chordata; Aves; Accipitriformes; Accipitridae
Gene: TAP1
Product: transporter 1, ATP-binding cassette, sub-family B (MDR/TAP)
Exons: 12
Biological process (GO): transmembrane transport
Cellular component (GO): membrane
Molecular function (GO): ATP binding; ATP hydrolysis activity; protein binding
Source: RefSeq, a predicted model, not a curated record